Messenger RNA from Hyalella azteca, 1450 nucleotides. RefSeq names its product sedoheptulokinase. Gene Ontology annotation, biological process: carbohydrate metabolic process. Lineage: Eukaryota; Metazoa; Arthropoda; Malacostraca; Amphipoda; Hyalellidae. Gene Ontology annotation, molecular function: sedoheptulokinase activity. Gene Ontology annotation, cellular component: cytosol. The record is from RefSeq and is a predicted model, not a curated record.
GUAGUGAUGGCAACAAGCAAGAUGUUGCCCGAAUCUUGUCUGCUGUUCAGCUAUGUAUCUCACGGCUGCCAAGAGACCAGCUACGCAAAGUGAAGAAAGUAGCUACAUGUGGCCAAAUGCAUGGCUGUAUGAUGUGGAAGCAAGGAGAUGCUUGGUUUCAAAAACCAGAUUCAGACAGGUACGAGACAAAAAAUGUGAGCUAUCUAUACACAUGGCAAGACAACAGAUGCUCUCCUGAGUUCCUGUCUUCCUUACCAACUCCUCGCUCUCACCAGCCACUUGCCACUGGCUACGGAUGUGCCACUUUGUUGUGGUUCUCUAAAUACCGGCCUCUUGAAUUGUCUAAGUAUGACAGAGCAGGCACCAUACACGACUUCUUUGUAGCAAUGUUGUGCGGCCUGGAACAUCCUGUGAUGAGUGUGCAGAAUGCUGCAGCAUGGGGAUACUUUGACGCUGCCGCUAAGACGUGGAACACUGACAUCUUGAGCGCUGCUGGUCUUCCUUUAGAACUCCUGCCGACUGUUGUUGAGUCUGGGGAAGUGGCAGGCGAACUGACAUCCAACUGGUAUGCCAUCCCUAAAGGCACACCGGUCAUAGCUUCACUCGGUGACUUGCAAUGCUCGGUGCUCCCGUUGCUCUCAGCUCCUGACAUUGCAGUCGUCAACAUCUCAACUUCAGCACAAAUCAGCUUCAGGCUGCCUGAGAGCUUUGUGCCGCCAACCAAGCCACCGACGUCACCUCAGACGACGGAGUGCGUCCCGUUUAUGGAAGGCCGAUACUUGAGCGUAGCCGCUUCUCUCAACGGCGGCAAUGCUUUGGCCGCCUUCGUUAGGACCUUGCAGCAGUGGGCCCUCGAUCUGGGAUGUCAGGUGCCUCAGUCAAAGAUCUGGGAGCGUACGCUGACUCUUGGUGCUGCGUGCUGCGAAGAACCAGAACCUGCGUCGACUUCCUCUGACGCACCUGCGGAUAAAGACUCGCCAUGUUCGGACCACAUGGCGGGGGGCACCAGGGGCAGGGAGACGCUCAUGGUCAUCACCCCCACCGUGUUUGGGGAGCGUCACUCCCCUGAGGUCAACGGCAGUGCCAGCAACAUCCGCUGUGGCAACCUCAAGCUCGGACAGGUCAUGCGUGCGCUCUGUAAGGGAAUUGUGGCCAACCUGCACAGCAUGAUGCCCAGGAGUGUGCUGCUGGACGCUGGAGUGACCCGCAUUGUCGGGGGUGGGUCAGCCCUCACCCGCAACCCACUCCUGCUGCAGGAGCUCCAGGCCCUCUACGACCUCCCCGUGACUCUGGACAGUCGCGGGGACGCUGCCAUCGGGGCCGCCAUCGCUGCCAUCCGUUCUGAUGGUGACGUUGCCACCGCUGCCAUCCGUUCUGAUGGCGAUGAGAAGAGCAAGUAGCCGCUGGUGCAGGGCUGGGCCUAUAAUUUCAAAAAAAGUUAAGAUAUCGU